AUGGCGUCCUUUACCAGAAUCGAAGAGAGCGAAACCCCCUCCAUCUCCAUCAACCCCUCCCACAAGGUCGCUAAGAUCAAUGACAACCUUUAUGGUGGAUUUACCGAGCACAUGGGUCGAUGCAUAUACGGCGGCAUUUACGAUCCCGGCAACCCUCUCUCAGACGAGCGAGGUUUCCGCAAAGACGUCAUUGAGGCUUUCAAAGAACUCAAAGUGCCUGUGGUGCGUUACCCAGGCGGAAACUUUGUUGCAACGUAUCAUUGGCUUGAUGGCGUUGGACCAAAAGAGAAUAGGCCUAAGAGGCCUGAGCUUGCAUGGAUCGGCAUCGAGCCCAACACCUUCGGAACUGAUGAGUUCAUGCAAUGGUGCGAAGAGGUCGGCACAGAGCCUUAUCUUUGCUUAAACUUCGGCACUGGCACUUUGGACGAAGCUCUUGGAUGGCUUGAAUACUGUAACUCGGACCGAGAUACAUACUACGCCAACCUUCGACGCAAGAAUGGCCGCGAAAAGCCUUACAACGUCAAGUACUGGGCUCUCGGAAACGAGUGCUGGGGCCCAUGGCAAGUGGAGCAGAUGACCAAAGAAGACUACGCUAAGAAGGCUUACCAAUGGGCCAAGGCAUUGAAACUUCUCGACCCAACCAUCACCACCAUCUUGUGUGGAGAGACUGGCUACUCAUCUUGGGACUACUAUGUGCUGAACCAAUGCGUCAAGUUGGAUGUUCACGGCCUCAGUGGCGACAUGACCAAGAGCCUGAUUGACAUGCACUCAAUCCACAUCUACACUGCAGACAAGGAGCACCUCCCCAACGCCACAGCCCCCCGCGCAGCCGAGCGAGCAAUACAAAUGGCAUCCAGUCUUAUCGACCUCGCCCGCAUUGAAAACAACGUACCGGAAACCGUGCCCCGUCAAACCAUCUGCUUCGACGAAUGGAACGUCUGGGACCCCGUGCGUGCCCCCGGUGAACAGGGUGCAGAAGAGAAGUACACCCUCUCCGACGCUCUGGCCGUAGCGAACUUCCUCAACGGCUUCAUCCGUCAGGCAAAAGAUGUGGGCAUGGCUACUGUGGCACAGAGCGUCAACGUUAUCUCUCCGCUCAUGACUACCAAGGAGGGUCUUGUCAAGCAAACAACUUGGUGGCCCCUUCUCCUUUUCUCAAAGUACAUGCGUGGUCACACUAUCGCCCUUAAUGUGCGUACACCCGAGUACACUGGCCGCACGAAUCCUAAGUGGAUCCGCGGUACCAUUGAGACACCGUAUUUGGACUGCAGUGCUGUGCUUAGUGAUGAUGGGUUCGUUAACCUUGCUGUUACGAAUAUACACGAGACACGGGACUUCGAAGUCGAUAUCCCUGGGCUAAAGGCGGACAAGGUCGAGGUGCAUACAGUUACCGGGGAGAACAUUGGAGUUGUGAAUACGAAUGGGGAGCAGAAAGUGGGGAUUAAGGAGAGUAGUUGGGAUGGAAAGGGCAAGUUUACAUUUGGAAAGCAUUCGUUCACGCUACUCCGAUGGAAGGCUUAG
This is a messenger RNA of Bipolaris zeicola 26-R-13, 1521 nucleotides long. RefSeq names its product glycoside hydrolase family 51 protein. Gene Ontology annotation, biological process: polysaccharide catabolic process; L-arabinose metabolic process. Gene Ontology annotation, molecular function: alpha-L-arabinofuranosidase activity. Lineage: Eukaryota; Fungi; Ascomycota; Dothideomycetes; Pleosporales; Pleosporaceae. Bases 1 to 1521 code for a protein of 506 amino acids. The record is from RefSeq and is a predicted model, not a curated record. The transcript is spliced from 5 exons.